Molecule: messenger RNA, 803 nt
Organism: Daphnia carinata
Lineage: Eukaryota; Metazoa; Arthropoda; Branchiopoda; Diplostraca; Daphniidae
Exons: 2
Coding region: 45-803 (252 amino acids)
Source: RefSeq, a predicted model, not a curated record
CGAACAUCGAUUACGUACAGAUGUUUUAAAACCUAAUAGCAAGAAUGCAAUUCACUUUGUUAGUCGUCAUUUCAUCGCUCUUCAUAGUUCAUUCAGCUAACGCAAUAUUACUUCCAUUACUGGUCGGUGUCUUGAGUCAACAUCGACGUUUACAAGAGCCUCUUCCACCGCUAUCUUUCCUCCUUAUGCAACAUUACCUGUCGAGAAACGUAACAAUCCAGAAUGCGGUUCAUCUGGGCCGUUCUGCUCUUCAAGUGGUUUACACUGGUGGCCAACCGAACUAUGAUGCUGGACCAAUGCAAAGCAGCGGUUACGUCGAACUUCCCCUGACUACGUUUUACGAAGGUACUAUCGACGUGGACAUUGCUGCGGAGCGUAAUAACAGAAUCACAGAGCCGGAACGGGCCGCUGCUGCUGGCAUAGCAUUUCGAAUCCAAUCCAGCAGCGACCAGUACGAAUUAGUGUGUCUGAGAACGGCCAAUGGCAGGUUCAAUUUACCUCCGCCAUCGACCGAUCGUCUAGGAAGAGCAAUCCAGUAUACUUCGUUACCAAAAUGGACGGCCGGAACUUUGAGGGAUCAAUUUCCUGGACGAUAUGAAGCGGCCGCCAAAAUUGGGGAGAGACGAUGGAACCACGUCAGCAUAUCUGUGCGGAAUAAUACUCUUGGUGUAUACAUCGAUGGGCAUCCUACGCCUGUAAUUCAAUCAGAUCUUCUAGGUACGAAUGCGCGAGGUUCUUUCGCCUAUUGGGUUGAUGAUGGGACAAACGCCUAUUUUACCAAUUUAAGAAUCGUUGAAAUGUAA